Molecule: messenger RNA, 1103 nt
Organism: Drosophila sulfurigaster albostrigata
Lineage: Eukaryota; Metazoa; Arthropoda; Insecta; Diptera; Drosophilidae
Product: zinc finger protein 706-like
Exons: 3
Coding region: 244-477 (77 amino acids)
Source: RefSeq, a predicted model, not a curated record
AACACUUAACACAACAAAGGCAUAAAAGGCCACAUAGAAUUCGUAAUAAUACAAAAAAUACAGAAACUACGCCACGGAAAUUCAACUCUAAACAAAUAAUCAACAAUUUCGGGUAUCAAAAAAAUACACGUUUCGGCAAGCAAUCGCAAAACAAAUCUCGAAGCUUUGGCAGCAAUUGCAUUUCUAUUGGUAAAUUAGCCCCCACAACAACCACAAGUACAACACCCCAGCAGCAAAUCUAAAAUGGCACGCGGUCACCAGAAAAUUCAGUCGCAAGCGAAGGCGGCCGAGAAGCAGGCGAAGAUGAAGAAGCAGCAGGGUCACAGUGCCAACGAUCAAAAGAAGGCGGCCCAAAAAGCGCUUGUGCAUGUGUGUGUGCUGUGCAAGUCGCAAAUGCCGGAUCCCAAGACUUAUAAGCAGCAUUUUGAGAACAAGCAUCCGAAGAAUGAUAUGCCCGAGGAGCUGAAAGACUUGUAACUUGUGCCGGUGGCAGAAUACAAUAAAUAAAUACAUUACAUACAAUUUAAAUAUAUAUAGAGGAAAUGCAAAAUAAUUGAAUUCAAAUUAAUGAAGGAAAUAUCAACUAAAUGACGAGUUGCCUACCACUACGAUACAUAUAUAACAGUAAUAUUAAUAACUCUUGCAACAAUAAAAAUGUAAACAAUCAACAUACACAUUUUUUCGGGAUUCAAAACGCAAGCUGAAUUUUAAUAACAACAUGAAAAUCGUAACCACAUUCUUUUGCAUUGCCAACAGUAAUUUGUUUAUAAAGUGGCAAAAUGACAAGACAACACAACACAAUAAUAAUAAUAAUAACAAAUAGCCAUAGCCUUAAUACAUUACUAUUUAAUCUGGUAUUUGACUUUCUCUGCCGCCACAAACAUUAUUAUUAUUAUUAUUACAUUUUGCGUUUAUAAACAAUUCGUAUAUAUAUUUUAUAGUUUUAUACAUUUCAUGCAUGAGCUAAAAAAGAAACUAAAACGACAAAAAAAUGAGAAAAUGCGUUUUUUGUACUAUACAAAAUCUAAUGUAAAUGAGAAUUUAUAAAUACAAUAAAAAAAAAUUGGAAAAUUGUUAAGUAAACUGCGUCAAGUGGUAAAAAA